ACAAGCUUUAUUGAAGUUAUUUUGAGACAGAUAGCUUCUGGUUUUGGUCACUGAGGAGCGGAGAAGAGUAAACGACGCAAUGAGGUGUACUUUGGUGAUUGUCAUCAUGGGGGCUCUGCUUGUGGCUGUCACAGGACAGGGGGGUCGCUACCGCAGGCCAACCAGGGUGAGGACCGAGUGCUGUACGAGCGUCAACCGUGCCGUCAUCCCCAACAUCAAGGCAGCCAAGAUCCAGAAUGCCCUGCCUCCGUGUGUGGAGGCCAUGGUUUUUACCACUGUGGACGGGAAACAGUACUGCACCGAUCCAAAGGCAGCCUGGGUGCCCAAAGUCCUGAGAGGUUUGAACAAGACCCAAUGAACAAGAUUGGUGUUCUGGAAUUCACCACCCGGGAUUUCUUUUCACAAGUGGAAACAGUGAAAUAUGUUCUUGUAUUAUACUCACUGUAUUUGAGCUUAUUUGAAUUGGACUUUUGGUGGGGUUUUUUUGUGACUUUUUUAUGCUUUUUAAACGAGAAAUUAUGCUUUAACUAAUGGUCUUUAUAUAAUUUAAGUUCAUAGACCUAUGAACAUGCACACACACACAGAGACACACACACACUUACAGUGUGUCUUAACAGACUUUUCAUGAAGAGGUUGUUGACUGUUGAUUGAUCAUGUCCCUCACACACACUUAGGCAAGACAAGUUUAUGUACAACAUUCCAUACACUGAGGCAAUUCAAUAUGCUUUACAUAAAUAAAAAACAAAAGGAA
This is a messenger RNA of Clupea harengus (Atlantic herring), 751 nucleotides long. Its product is annotated as C-C motif chemokine 19-like. The record is from RefSeq and is a predicted model, not a curated record. NCBI's taxonomy places the organism in Eukaryota, Metazoa, Chordata, Actinopteri, Clupeiformes, Clupeidae. The transcript is spliced from 4 exons. Gene Ontology annotation, biological process: immune response. Gene Ontology annotation, cellular component: extracellular region. Gene Ontology annotation, molecular function: chemokine activity. The coding region runs from base 80 to 358 and encodes 92 amino acids.